Molecule: messenger RNA, 1108 nt
Organism: Anopheles stephensi (Asian malaria mosquito)
Lineage: Eukaryota; Metazoa; Arthropoda; Insecta; Diptera; Culicidae
Exons: 1
Coding region: 88-834 (248 amino acids)
Source: RefSeq, a predicted model, not a curated record
GUUUAUCGUUGUACGUGGGCAGCAAACACUCUUUCAAUCACUCUCCCUCAUUGGUCUUUUUGUAGUAAAAUUCUUGUUCAGCUCAAAAUGGAACGUUCGUUUGAAACUACUUACAGUCAGGAUUAUACGCAUCGCUUGGAAAACCGAGCCCUUGCCUUGCAACACAAAAUAGAUGCGAAUCUUCCGGGAAGCUGUUUUUCGCCACCGUUUGAAUGUACGGUACCGGUUGUUGUGGUAGAAAAUAACUCCAAGCACAUUGACUUUGAAUCAGAGGUCAAGCGGAACGACUAUAGCAAGUGUGGGGCGAAUCGGUUCGUUAAAAAUCUUGCCAGAACGCAUCCCGAGCUGUAUGCCGAUAUUGCAGCGCAGCAACCAUGGAAGGAGCGUGCGGGUAAUUCAUCGUUUAAAUCAAGCUAUCAGCUGGACUAUGAUCACGUACCGGAGAAUGUACCGUGCCGUCUAAACAGUUCGUCCGAAUUGGAUCGAUGGCCGGAUUGGAAAUAUUUUCAACGCGAUUGCAACAGCAACCCUUUGUGUGACAGUGUAUCGGGAGCGGACAGUAUGCCAUGCUCUUGUCAACUUUGCCCUAAGGAAUCGGAAGAAGACUCCAAGAGGCCAACUAGGCAUGGGUGCGUCUAUGCUAUAUCGAGCAUUCCGAAAAGUUACAUAAUUUCUAGCCAUUGGCCAGAUCGGGACUGGCAACGGAGUGCAUCAAACAGAACGGAGUAUCGUGAUAAUGUUGGACGGCUUGGUGGUGUGUUGCAACGUGAAAAUGUUCACGCUCACAGUCGCUGCACUCCGCAGAGAAAUUGCAGACACAAGUUCUUCUUGUGAAGGAGUUGUAGAGGAUUUAUUUAAAAUAUCAGGACAAUGAAUGAAUGUUUCCGUGAAUCAAAUAAAUAAAUAAUGAAAUUGAAACUGUGAUCCGGUUAUUAUCUUACUAACGGAGCUUGCCUCAACAAGUGAGAGUUGGGCUAUCACGUACCUAAGCAAUGUCGACAAGAAUCUCGAAAAAUCAGUUUAUGGAUUUGAAAUCGUGUACGGAUAUAUCCGAUCUGAAAUCGAAUCCCAGAAUUCUACCCGGAGCUACCGAUCACUAUGUUACAGG